AUGGACUUAAUCACGAAAUUGUCGGCGAACCCGACGGAUAUUUUCACCUUGUACAAGUCGGAGAAUGCCGCCGAGCAAUUCAACCAGCUCACAAAGUCGCUCUUGGAUCCGUUGACGAAAACGCACUCGGUUCUAGAUGAGAUCUACACCGAUGGCUUGGACUCGACGCAGGUAUUUGGCCAGGCACAGAUGGUGAUCAACGGUGUCGGGGAGAAACUUAUGGGCGAACAGAUUCCUGAGCUUAAAGAGCUUUAUGGUGUUGGGCUGGACCUGCCUCUGAGCGACGAGGAGGAUGAAGAAGUGAACGAUGAAGACGACUCUGAGGAAUUUUUCCUGACUGAAGAACCCCAGGAUGGUCUCGAUAGUGAUGCCAGCGAAUCUGAAGAGACUGGUAUUGUCGAGGAUGCUGCCUCUGCUGCCUCUGCCUCUGAGGAUGAAGAGGAGGAAGAAGAAUCAGAACAAGAAGAACAAGAAGAACAAAAUGAAGCCGGUGAAAUAAAAAAGGACGUCUUUGGUCUCAAUGACGAAUUCUUCGACAUCGAUGCAUUCAACAAGCAGAUCAUGGCUCUUGAGGACAACCCUGAGGCAGAAAAUGAUGACGAGGAAGAGGUGGACAUGUUUGCAGACUUGAGCGGGGACGACAGCGAGGGCGAAGAAAUGGAAUACUACGACGAGUUCUUCGACAAGCCAGGUAUGCAGAAGGUCGGAGCAUCUACCGCUUCGAGUGGAAAGGCAGAGAGCGAGUCAGAGGAUGAAGGCGACCUCGAGCGUGAGCUUGAAGAUGGAGAACACGAAAAAGCCGUCAACUCGGCUAUGCAUGAUCUUUUCGAAGACGAGGACGACGGCGAUGAAGAAGAGGCUCCAAGAAAGAAUAACAAAAAGUUGUCCACUUUCGAGCAACAACAGCAAAAACUCCAAGAGGAGAUUGCACAGUUGGAGGCCGAGCUUGUGGCUGAGAAGAAGUGGACAAUGAAAGGUGAAGUCCGCUCUAACGACCGUCCCGCUGACUCUCUUCUAAAUGACGACGAAGCUCCCACACUUGAGUUCGACCGUACAUCCAAACCCGUCCCGGUCAUCACAGACAAAGUCACAGAAACCAUUGAGGACCUCAUCAAGCGCAGAGUCAAAAACGAUGAGUUUGACGACUUGCCCAAGAGACUCAUAUCCGAUGUGCGCACAUUCGUGCAGAAACAAAAGGCCGAGGUGUCCGAUCAAAAGAGUGCUAAAUCUUUGGCUGAAAUCUAUGAAGAUGAAUUCCACGGUGUCGACCCUGAAGCCAAAAUCUCCGAGGAAGUGCAAGAGGCCCAUGACGAGAUCACAAAGUUGUUCACACAACUCAACUACAAACUAGACUCAUUGUGUCUGGCUCACUACAUACCCAAACCCAGCGAGUACAAGAGCGUCGAGAUUAAGGUUACUGAUGCACCUGCCUCUAUCAGCACCGAUGAUGCCCAACCAUUGCAUGUCUCCGACGAGAUUAAACUCGCUCCUCAGGAAGUUUACAAGAUCGGUGACGAUAAGCCUAAGGCUGACGGUGCUCGCGGAACUUCUCAGGUACAACUUAAGUCUGGUCUUUCAUAUUCUAAGGAUGAGUUGAGUCGAGACGAUAAACAGAGAUUGAGAAGAGCCAAGAAGAGGGCCAAGUCUAAGCAUUUCAACGAAUUGAAGGAGGUUAAAGAACAACGUGAGAAGGAGAACGAAAAGACUUCUGGCGGAGACCGUAAGAGACCCAGAGUUGGCGAGGCUAUGGACACUUUGUCCAAGGCUAAGAAUGUUACAGUCAUCGAUAAAAAGGGCCAGCUACGGGAUGCUCUGGGUAACUACAAGAAGGCCGAACAAGCACCAGAUUCUAGCAGAUUUAGAUUGUAA
Molecule: messenger RNA, 1869 nt
Organism: Australozyma saopauloensis
Lineage: Eukaryota; Fungi; Ascomycota; Pichiomycetes; Serinales; Metschnikowiaceae
Gene: MPP10
Product: rRNA-processing protein
Exons: 1
Coding region: 1-1869 (622 amino acids)
Biological process (GO): rRNA processing
Cellular component (GO): small-subunit processome; sno(s)RNA-containing ribonucleoprotein complex; Mpp10 complex
Source: RefSeq, a predicted model, not a curated record